CCUCCUCCGCUCCGGGCCAGCGCGGCGGCGGUGGUGGCAGCAGCAGCAGCAGCCCCGGCUGCGGGUCGCGACGGCGGCGGGGCGCCCCCUCCCCCGUGCCGGGGCGCGGCGAAGGGAUGUGGGGCUUUGCGGGAGGAAGGCUUUUCGGCAUCUUCUCGGCCCCGGUGCUGGUGGCGGUGGUUUGCUGCGCCCAGAGCGUAAACGACCCCGGGAACAUGUCCUUUGUGAAGGAGACGGUCGACAAGCUGUUGAAAGGCUACGACAUUCGUCUGAGACCCGACUUCGGGGGUCCCCCAGUCUGCGUGGGGAUGAACAUCGACAUCGCCAGCAUCGACAUGGUUUCUGAAGUCAACAUGGAUUAUACCUUAACUAUGUAUUUUCAACAAUAUUGGAGAGAUAAAAGGCUCGCCUAUUCUGGGAUCCCUCUCAACCUCACGCUUGACAAUCGAGUGGCUGACCAGCUCUGGGUGCCCGACACAUAUUUCUUAAAUGACAAAAAGUCAUUUGUGCACGGAGUGACAGUGAAAAACCGCAUGAUCCGCCUCCACCCUGAUGGGACAGUGCUGUAUGGGCUAAGGAUCACCACCACGGCAGCAUGCAUGAUGGACCUCAGAAGAUACCCACUGGAUGAGCAAAACUGCACCCUGGAAAUUGAAAGCUAUGGCUACACCACGGAUGACAUUGAAUUUUACUGGCGUGGCGGGGACAAGGCUGUCACUGGCGUGGAAAGGAUCGAGCUCCCACAGUUCUCCAUUGUGGAGCACCGUCUGGUCUCCAGGAAUGUUGUCUUCGCCACAGGUGCCUAUCCUCGACUCUCAUUGAGUUUUCGGUUGAAGAGAAACAUUGGUUACUUCAUUCUUCAGACGUAUAUGCCCUCAAUACUGAUCACAAUCCUCUCCUGGGUGUCCUUCUGGAUCAAUUAUGACGCAUCUGCUGCUCGAGUUGCCCUUGGGAUCACCACCGUGCUCACCAUGACAACCAUCAACACUCACCUUCGGGAGACUCUGCCCAAAAUCCCCUAUGUCAAAGCCAUCGACAUGUACCUGAUGGGCUGCUUUGUCUUUGUAUUCCUGGCCCUUCUGGAGUAUGCCUUUGUCAACUACAUUUUCUUUGGAAGAGGUCCCCAAAGGCAGAAGAAGCUUGCAGAAAAGACGGCCAAAGCCAAGAAUGACCGCUCCAAGAGUGAAAGCAACCGGGUGGAUGCUCAUGGGAAUAUCCUAUUAACAUCGCUGGAGGUUCACAAUGAAAUGAAUGAGGUUGCAGGCAGCGUUGGUGACACCAGGAAUUCAGCAAUAUCCUUUGACAACUCAGGAAUCCAGUAUAGGAAACAGAGCAUGCCCAGAGAAGGGCAUGGGCGGUACAUGGGAGACAGAAGCAUCCCGCACAAGAAGACCCAUUUACGGAGGAGGUCUUCGCAGCUCAAAAUCAAAAUCCCUGAUCUAACCGAUGUGAAUGCCAUAGACAGAUGGUCCCGGAUCGUGUUUCCAUUCACCUUUUCUCUUUUCAACUUAGUUUACUGGCUGUACUAUGUUAACUGAGUGACUGUACUUGAUUUUUCAAAGACUUCAUUUAACACUGAGUGAAAUAUUACCCUGCCUGUCAAGUUUUUAUACCAAUACACACAUACACACACAUACACACAUACACACACACACAACUGUAUAUAUAUAUGUGAACUUUCUCAGCAUAUAUAUAAAAUACACGUGUAUAUGGGGAUGUAUGUGUAUGUGUUUAUAUACACAGGUGUGAGUAUCUGUGUAUGUAAAACAAAUACACAUACAUACCAUAAAUUUUGCAACUAUGGACAAUUUAACACAGGAUGCAUAUUAAAGAAAGUCAUAGCUUUUUUUCUUUUUUAAUUGAAAGGGACAAGUAUCUAAAUAUUAUGCCUCAAGAAUGAGGGCGUGAAACACAGUCAUCCCAAAGUGUGUCUUUUAUUAUCAUAAGUUAGAUAUUUUCUCUUAAAAGCCAGAAAGGAAUUCUUAGUUAAUCUUGGGGAACUCCCACAGUGGUAGUUGUACACCUCAUAUCCUCUCUUUCAGUUUGCAGCCAAGGCUUGUUGGCUUCUAUGUGAUGGGCUUGUUUCAUCAGGUAUGCUUCUCUGUAGUGGGUGAGCACAUGAGGUGAGUCUGGCAGUGCUCUUACCUGGUUCUUCCUGGUAGGUAGCUCCCAUGCUCAUGUCUGAAUGUCCAUUUCUUGAAAACUCACUGGGAGUAAACUGUGUCCCAUUGUAAGUACUCCAUGGCCCUGUACAUGUGGGGGAUUUCUGUUAACAUUAAGUGGGUCCAGCUUAACUGUCUUGUGGGAACACAAUGGCACAUUUUGAUAAUGAAAUUCAAUCACUAAAAAUGUGCUCUAUAUCUUGUCCAGAUUUCUAGGUCUGCUAUUUAACUGGAAGCAUAGACGUCUCAGGUUCUUUGUUACUCUAAGGUAAAAUCAUCUAGAGUGAUUCCCCCUUGCAGUUAUGUUCUCAUUCUUAUAACAUUGUAUGUUAAUAGAAAUAUAUUUGCAUAAUAUGCAUACAUAUGUAUAUUACCAAGAUUUUGUUUCUUCUGCUUGCUAUCAUGGCAGCAUGCAACGUCAUAUUUUUCAUUCUGUGAUGUAACUACUUUCUGUCUCUAGAAAUUAAGAUGGAAUCUAAAAUGUUUCUACUGUUCACUUUUGGAAACUUAAGAAACAUCCUCACAGCCUUUAUUUCCAUACUGACAUGUCUCAUAAGCACACCCAACUCCUCCUAGACUGACUAGGACUCUGCAGGAACACGACCAGUACACACCAUGAUCACGCAACACCCCAUGACCGUUCCUGAGGCAAGGAGGACAACCUGACACAAACACAGUCUCUUUUGGUUCCUUCUGAUCCACAGCCUCAUCAGUAUUUGGACUUUUUAAAGCUCGUAGAAAUAAGACAAGGUGCACCGGUUUCAUAGACGCAACCUUAACUUACUAUUUAGAUGAGCUCUUUCUAAAGAAAAACAAAGAUGAUAUAUUUUUUGUAAACUAUUUCUAUCACAGGCAUCCAUAAACCGACUGCAGUUGUGUAAACAGGUGUCACAGCGAAGCAUUUGGAAGACAGGAUAAAAAGCAAAACAUGCAGUAAAGAACUGCUAAAUUAAUAACCCCAAGCCCCACACAUAUGUCACCCUCAAAUCUGGCACCAUUGUUUACCAUGCAGGCAGCAGCACCUCCCUCCCCAGGAUGCGUGUGGUGUGGACUGCCACCAUGGACUGAUGCUACUUGAUUACUUGGUAGCUAUAGCAAUCUUUAAUAUGUGGGAGUCUGACUGUUGAAAACCCAGCAGUAGAUAAAAGCUUCAUCCACAAGAUCUCACGUUAGGGACAGUUGCUGAAUUUUAUGCCCUUUGCCUCCUCCCUUCUUGUCUACGAAGUUUUCUUCCAAUUACUGCUCUUUGGCUUUAUUUUCUGUCUGGAGAUAAGCCUGUGAAUUUUGGCCUUUGGCUUUUCUCUGGAAAUUUUCUUUUUAAUGGGUAACAGUGGGAGGAGGCAAAAAGUUAAACAGAUUUGAAAAAAAAAAUUCCUGUAAGUGGCCUUAUCAUUGUAACAUGUUAAAGAAAAACAAAUGUUUGCAAAGACCUUUUCCCUUUCAAUACUUCAGGCAUCUCUGUGUAUCCUGUAACUCAAGACGUGAGUGCCACAUGUAGAAGAGGGAGCCCAAGAUGCAAGCACUGUGGCAGAAGGAGUCAGUGACUGAUAACUUAUCAUACUAAGAACUGUGACUUUUUUCUGGGAGAAAAGUGACUCAAAACUUUUUUGAUGCAUAAUUGAGAUACCCACAUAUCAGAGGCAGAGACUCCACAGGGCUCAGAAGAGCAGCAGUGCACUCUCUGGGAAUCUCUGGAUAUAAAUUUGCAUGGUGUAGUCAUAAUAGCUUUUGAGCUUUUUAUAUGCAUUUGGCACCAAGACUGGGAUCCACAACUUUAUAGACACUGCAAUGAAGUUACCAUAGUAGCUAGACUCUAAGUAGCAUUUGUAAUUACACACACAGACACACACACACAGACAGACAGACAGACAGACACACACACACACAUACACACACAUACAAAUACAUACAUGUAUUCUGUAAAAAAAAAAAUCAUUUUUAAGAUCCUUGGGUAUGUGUUUGCUUUACUUCAUUUCAGAAGAAAAAUACUUUUCUCCUAAUAAAUUAUUUUAUGGCUUCUCUAUUUUUUAAAGCUGUGAGAAGUGUUAAGACGAGAACUCUGGCUGUUCUAGCAGAAGAGUGGGAUCUGAUCCCUGUUCUAGGAAAGUAACCUCUCGUCACUUUACAGUAGCCGUUUGAGCCAGUGAGUGAGUGCACAAAGGAAAUCCACCAGGACCUCUGAUGGGAGGUGGCUGUUACCCAUGCCUAGAGCUCUUAAGAACAGAAAACUUAAUUUCUCAUCAACUCAAUAAACCAUUAAUUUUCUCAGUAGUACUGUCUUUCCAAAAUGAAAUGUUUCGCAGAGAGCUCAUGGUGUUGAUGCCUUGAUGACAGCCCUUUAUUAGUCAUUGUCAGAUAUGUCUGUGACAACUCAAGAGCCCUCCUCCAUCAAUCCCAGCAGAGAAAGACUGACCAGAGUGGAACCAUCUUUAAAACAAAAGUCACUCCUGCUCACCAGCCCCAGGACUGUUGAGGGGUUGUGAUGUCAAUGUCAUGGCCCACUCAGUGCCCCUGAAUCUCUGACGAACUAGAAAGUAGAUCAUAAUAAUAUCCCCAUUAGGCUUUAAGUGACAUGUCCAUUUAUAGAAUUGUGUGUUUUGAUGCUAACAUGGGGACAUCUUCAGUUGUUCCCACCAAAACCACCUCUCUUUUUUUGAAAUGUGGAGUUGACAAUUUUGCCAAUGAGAUGAUCUCAGAGGAGACGGGCACCUUGCAGUUGUAGGUGUGUGCCCCAUGUGAACACAUUCUGAAAAGAUGUGUCCAGUUUUGAACCUCCUUACUUAAAAGCAUAAAUCUACUAAAAUUCAUAUUUUAGCCCUCCACCUGAAAAUGAGUUCACAUUUCUGGCCAUUUUCUGUAAGCCAACUGAACCACUGGUAAACUAUUUUGUGACUCUUGGAACGAAUGCUGGCUUUCAUGUCAGUGUGAACUUUCCUUCAGUGUAACGUUGACUCUUGGGGCAAAGAACCACCCUGGUGGAGAAAAUUUCCCAGGACACUGGCGAGUGUGCCUUGGACUGAUUACCUCUUCUACUGCAUUGAAAGGUGCCAUGUUUUCCUGAAUGACUAACUCCCCCUUACCUUGUAACAGUGACCUCCCAGAGUGGCUCACACACCAUACCUCUCCUAGGGAUGGCCCACAAACAUGUCAUUCAUGACUCAUUUUUCUACUUCCCAAGUCAGUAGAUGUGUUCAAGGUAAGUACAGGAUUGUUCUAGUAGGAAUAGGCGGUUGCUGUCCUGAUUGAGAGCCACGUUGAUUUCAUUUCAUUGUAAAGAUAAACUUAAACCUGGUUUUGCUUAAGCACAUUGGUGUAAUUUUUUGGUAUUAUUUGACGUGAAAAAAAAAACAGCAAAAUUGAGUGACAGAUACAAUAUGAAACUUGUUGAAUGAAUUCAAAUUUAUUAAAAAAGGACUAACUGACAAAUGUGAA
Onychomys torridus (southern grasshopper mouse) is the source of this 5594-nucleotide messenger RNA. It is a transcript of the gene Gabrb3, whose product is annotated as gamma-aminobutyric acid type A receptor subunit beta3. The record is from RefSeq and is a predicted model, not a curated record. NCBI's taxonomy places the organism in Eukaryota, Metazoa, Chordata, Mammalia, Rodentia, Cricetidae. The coding region runs from base 117 to 1538 and encodes 473 amino acids. Gene Ontology annotation, cellular component: neuron projection; synapse; membrane. The transcript is spliced from 9 exons. Gene Ontology annotation, molecular function: GABA-A receptor activity; neurotransmitter receptor activity; extracellular ligand-gated monoatomic ion channel activity. Gene Ontology annotation, biological process: chemical synaptic transmission; regulation of membrane potential; nervous system process.